Sorghum bicolor (sorghum) is the source of this 3902-nucleotide messenger RNA. Its product is annotated as protein DWARF 53. Lineage: Eukaryota; Viridiplantae; Streptophyta; Magnoliopsida; Poales; Poaceae. The transcript has 3 exons. The record is from RefSeq and is a predicted model, not a curated record. Bases 211 to 3465 code for a protein of 1084 amino acids. Gene Ontology annotation, molecular function: ATP hydrolysis activity; ATP binding.
AGCAGCAGCACCUGCCCCAUUUCCCAUUUCCCAUUCCCUGCGAGUCCUCUCAUCAACUGGUGGAGCAAGGAACGACAACAACCACCUCCACCUUUUUGCGCAGCCACCCUCCGCCUUGCCGUUAUUUCCCCUUUCACUCCUCGCGUUUUUACACUUGGCUCCCAUGCCCAGUCAAAUCUAAUCCCAAUCCACUCCUCCCCUCCCCCCGCCAUGCCGACGCCGGUGCCCGCCGCGCGCCAGUGCCUCGCCCCGCCCGCCGUCACGGCGCUCGACGCCGCCGUCGCCUCCGCGCGCCGCCGGGCGCACGCGCAGACCACCUCCCUCCACCUCAUCGCCUCGCUGCUCGCGCCCACCGCCGCCCCGCUGCUCCGCGACGCGCUCGCCCGCGCCCGUAGCGCUGCCUACUCGCCGCGCCUCCAGCUCAAGGCGCUCGACCUCUGCUUCGCCGUCUCCCUCGACCGCCUCCCCUCCACCCCAACCUCCUCCUCCGCCUCCAGCAGCAAUGACCAGCACGAGCCCCCCGUCGCCAACUCCCUCAUGGCCGCCAUCAAGCGCUCCCAGGCCAACCAGCGCCGGAACCCGGACACGUUCCACUUCUACCACCACCACCACCAGGCGGCGGCGUCCACCAACGCCGUCAAGGUCGACCUCUCCCACCUCGUGCUCGCCAUCCUCGACGAUCCGCUCGUCAGCCGCGUCUUCGCCGACGCCGGCUUCCGCAGCAACGAGAUCAAGGUCGCCAUCCUCCGCCCCGCGCCGCCCGUCCCGCUGCUGGCCCGCGCCGGCCUCCCCACGCGCGCCCGCCCGCCGCCGCUCUUCCUCUGCAGCUUCGCGGCCGCGGACGACGCCGACGUCCCCUCGCCCGCCGGAGCCGCGCCGGGGGAAGACAACUGCCGCCGCAUCGCCGACAUCCUCGCCCGCGGACGCAACCCCAUGCUCGUCGGCGUCGGGGCCGCGUCCGCCGCUGCAGACUUCGCCAACGCGUCACCGUACCGCAUCCUCCCCGUCGGCCCUGCCUCCGUCAAUCAAAAUCAAACGGACCUCCUCGCCGUCGCGACGCCCGGUUCUGGGAUCAUCUUCAGCAUCGGUGACCUCAAGGACCUGGUGCCCGACGAGGCCGACCUGCAGGACGCGGCUCGCAGGGUGGUGGCGGAGGUCACGCGCCUGCUCGAGACGCACAGAGCGGCCGGCCGCCACACGGUCUGGGUCAUGGGCUGGUCGGCCACCUACGAGACCUACCUCGCCUUCCUUUCCAAGUUCCCGCUCGUCGACAAGGACUGGGAACUCCAGCUGCUGCCAAUCACCGCCGUGCGCGACGCCGGCCCUGCAGCCGGACUCGUGCCUCCUCCAGCUCCAGCAACCACGGUUGCUGCCUUGUCCAUGCCUGCCACUACAAGCUUCAUGGAGUCGUUUGUUCCUUUUGGAGGUUUUCUGUGCGAUCCCUAUGAAGCAAAUUCCUGCCCUCAGGCCCUGCGAUGUCAACAGUGCAACGAUAGAUAUGAGCAAGAAGUUGCAACUAUCAUUAGAGGAAGUGGCAUUACAGCUGAAGCUCACCAAGAUGGUCUACCAUCCAUGCUGCAGAAUGGCAGCAUGAUGGGUCCUAACAAUGGGUUUGAUGUGCUCAAGGUUAGAGAUGAUCAGAUGGUAUUGAGUACGAAAAUACAGAAUCUGAAGAAGAAGUGGAAUGAGUACUGCCUACGACUCCAUCAAGGUUGCAAUAGGAUCAACAGAGAUCCAUGCCAGUUAUUUCGACAUCACAUCGAUGUUCGACAAAUAAAUGCAGACCUUGUAUUGAACCUUCAAGUCAGGCAAUCAAAGAGUGAUGAACCCCUUCAAGAUAGGGCUGUGCCAUCCCAACAUAGCAACUCAUCACAUUGCGACAACCCUGAAGAUCAUGCGGCACCAUCAUCUGCUGCACCUGUGGCCACUGACUUGGAGUUGGCCACCCCUCGUGGAUCUUCUUCCAAGGAUUCAAGUAUUGCACUGUGUAAACAUGUAAAGGAUGCUGAAGGGUCGAUCCAGCUGAUGCCCAAGAAGGUUGAUGAUCUGAAUCUUAAGCCUCACUUCUCUGUACAGCCUUACACUUGCUUCAGGAGUUCCUUAAAUCGGGAUCAAACUUCACCUAGUGCUCUGCAUUCAGCAGCUUCAGGGGGUGCUUCUGCCUUUGGCCAAUGGCAGAGGCCUUCACCCCUCCCAGCACAAAGUUAUGAUUUGAGCAAUUACAAGCUACUCAUGGAACGUCUGUUUAAGGCUGUUGGGAGGCAGGAGGAAGCCUUGAGUGCUAUUUGUGCAUCCAUUGAGCGGUGUAGGUCAAUGGAGAGGCGUCGUGGUGCAAACAAGAAGAACGACAUAUGGUUUAGUUUUUAUGGCCCGGAUAGCAUUGCCAAGCGGAGAGUUGGUGAGGCACUUGCUGAGCUGAUGCACGGUGGCUCAGAGAACCUGAUAUAUCUGGACCUAAGCCUCCAUGACUGGGGUAACCCCAAUUUCAGAGGAAAGCGUGCCACAGACUGUAUAGCUGAAGAGUUGAGAAAGAAGCGUCAUUCAGUUAUCUUCCUUGACAAUAUUGACAGGGCUGACUGCCUUGUUCAGGAGAGCCUGAUUCAUGCCAUGGAGACUGGCAGGUACAAAGAUUUGCAUGGGGGACGGGUGGCUGACCUUAAUAACUCGAUUGUGGUGUUGUCUACAAGAAUGAUCCAAGGAUGUCAGGACGCCUCUCUUGGGAUGGAAGAGGACAAUGCUUUUUCAGAAGAAAAGGUUGUGGCAGCUCGUGGACAUCAACUGAAGAUCAUAGUUGAGCCAGGCACAGCCAACAUCGGUGAAGACCCUGGAGGCAAAGUUGUAGUUUCCUCAAGGCAUUCCUUGAGAAACAGUCAAGCAUCUUUGUUCUCUAGUUCUUUGAGUAAGCGGAAGCUCCACAUCUCUGAUGGGCAAGAAAAGACAGCAGAAUCACCGAGCACUUCAAAGCGACUGCAUAGAAGAUCAAGCGUUCCAUUCGACUUGAACCUCCCAGGUGAUGAGGCUGAAGCCCAUGAUGGUGAUGAUGACAGCAGUAGCAGCCAUGAGAACUCGUCCGGUGAUCCAGAGGGAUCUGUGGGCAACCUCUUACGUUCAGUGGAUGAGUCAAUCAAUUUCAAACCAUUUGACUUUGGCAAACUUUGUGAGGACAUCCUGCAGGAGUUUAGCAGUACAAUGAGCAAGACUCUAGGCUCCAGGUGCAGGCUGGAGAUCGACGCUGUGGCUAUGGAGCAAGUAGUGGCAGCGGCAUGGGCAUCCGAUUCACAUGAGAAGAGGCCUGUGCGGACGUGGGUGGAGCAGGUGUUUGCCAGGACCCUUGAGCAGCUGAAGGUCAGGUGUAAGAAUUUGAGUAGCUCUACUCUGAGAUUGGUUGCCUGUGAGGAUGAAAUGCCGGUAAAAGAAGAUGCUUUUGGAGCUUUCCUUCCCUCGACAAUAAUUCUGGAUUGGUGAUGGUGAUAUGUGUCUGUAUAGGGUUUGCAUUAUUGCUAGCUGUAAGUAUUGUUAGCAUAUAGUACUGGUUGGCCACCCCACCCACCCAUAGUCCAUAGUAGCAUAUAGUAGUGUACUAGUAUAGCAUCAUAUCAUUAUUUGGUCGCUAAAAAAUAAUGUAAUUAAGCUGUAUGUACGUACGUAGUCUAGCAAGCUACUCGUUGAAGUCGAUGACUCGGGGCUUGGCAAAUUAGGCAGGGUCUGUCAUCAGAUCAUGAGGUUCUGACCCCUUAGCUACUUCAAAGCAUCACAAGCUGUAUUGUGAUCAUGGUUCGUCCCUCUGAUUGAUGGUUCUGAAUAAAUUGUAUUGUUGCUCGGACGUGUGUAUAUUUGUUAAUGUAUUUGCAAGGCCAUGAUGGCCUUUCUUUGUGGAAUUCCAUAUCCUGAUGCAAUUCAAA